Molecule: messenger RNA, 1011 nt
Organism: Acanthosepion pharaonis
Lineage: Eukaryota; Metazoa; Mollusca; Cephalopoda; Sepiida; Sepiidae
Source: the annotation of a GenBank genome assembly
AUGACCUCAGUUCUUGGCGUUUAUGCUAAAUUACAAUGUACUCUCUAUGUAUUCCAACGAAUUAUUCUCUCUUUGUCUCUUUGCCUCUCUGUUCCAACGCACCCUGUUUCUCUCUAUUCCAACUUUCUAUCUCUGUCUGUCGUAACUUACUCUGUCUCUCUUUCUUUCUCUUUUCCAACGUACUCUGCUUCUCACUAUUUCUGUUCCAACAUAUUCUCUCUCUGUAUUCCAACGUAUUCUGUCUCUCAGUCUUUCUUUUUUCCAACAUUCUCUCUCUCUCUCCCUGUACCAACGUAUCCAUUUUCUCUCUAUUAUAACGUACUCUCUCUCUUUUCCAAUGUACUCCCUCUUUCUUUCCCAUCGUACUCUCUCUCUCUCUCUUUUCCAACAUUCUCUAUCUAUCUCUAUUCCAACGUACUCUCUCUCUCUGUCCCAACGUACUCUCUCUCUUCCUGUUCCAACGUACUCUCUCACUUUUCCAACCCUCUAUCUCUAUUCAUACGUACUCUCCCUAUCUUUUCCAGUGCACCCACUCUCUUUUCCAACGUCCUUUCUCUUUCAACUUUAAUCUCUCUAUUCCAACGGCCUUUUUGUCUCUUCCAACUUAUUUUCUCUCUGUCUCUGUCUCUGUCUCUCUCUCUCUCUCUCUCUCUCUCUAUUCCAACGUACGCUGUCUGUCUUUAUUUUACAACGUACCCUCGCUCUUUUUCAACGUACUCGCACUCACUUUUUCAAUGUACCGCCUCUCUCUCUUUUCCAACGUACUUUCUCUCUUUCUGUUCCAACGUACAUUCUGUCUCUCUUUUUCCACGUACUCGCUCUGUUUUGCAACGUACUUGCUCUCUCUUUUCCAACGUAGUCUCUCUUUUUCACUAUCUCUCUGUCUAUCCCAGCGUACUUUUGACCAGUCCUUUCUUUUGCCUUUCUUUUCAUUGUUAUUUUAAUCGAGGUAAAUCCUACGACGAAAGCCGGCUUCAUAUCGAUUUUCGACACAAAAUAUCAAUUAAAUGA